AUGCCGCCGAACGGGAAAAAAGGCCAGGCGCCAGCCAAGCCGCGCAGAGAUGUGCUUGCUUCGCUGCGCAUGGCGUCUAUGGAAGAAAUCUCCAAACCUCCGCUUCCAGCAGAGAUCAUGUCCUCGAUCAUCGACUAUCUCGGGCCCGUCGAUCUUAUCCGCACAGCUCGCUCUUGCAAAGUACUUCACGAGAUGGUGUAUGACGAUACCCGGUGGAUAGGACGUCUAAAGCGAAUUGGUUGCUGGGACGAAUCGGACGCGCGAAGGCAUAUUGAAGAGGUUUAUGGAACUAUUGCGGACGUGGAUACUGUCGAGCAGCAAGAAGCUGCCGGCCAGGAGGCUCGCACGGUCCCUGUAAUCAAGGUUGAGAAGGAUGUCAGCGCCAUCUCUGACGGGUUCGACAAGAUCGACAUGAGCAACACUGCUCGCGCAACCAAUCUACUAGACGAUGCUGCCGAUGACCCAGUGCUGGACGUCUUGAAACAGGCUCGGUCUAUUCGCGGUGAAGCUCGUCAGGAGUAUGGAAAAAUCCAUGCUGCGUUGGCACCCUUCUACGACAACAUUGGCAGCAAUGGGCCUUCGACCGAGAAUCUUGUUUUUACCCAAUAUAAAGAUCCGCAGGCGCAGGCUAAGAUUCUGGCACAAUUAUUGAAUUUCUCGAAAUGCGACUUGACUACCGGUUGGACCGAGAGAGUGGAUCGUCUUGAACGUGCGGUAUCGAUGUUCGAGACUGCCGCAUUGAAUGAAUUCCGGAACGCAUAUGAAAAGGACGAUAUUGAUGCCACGAUGCGCAAGUAUGCCCAUAUAUUAUGGACACUCAAUGGCGGAAGCUCUUCCAGGGAUCUCUUCAUCCAAUACAAUCAUUUGAUAACUCGCAAGUCCCAAUUGGGCAGCGUGGCCGAUUGCAUUCAUAGCUCUGGUCAAAUUAAGACUCAACAAACCCAAGCUUUCUUUACGCGCUUGAGUGUUGGCUACAAUGAGGAGGUGUCAAUCAUGAACCGGGUCUUUCCUUCCUCCCUGGAUGUGGCGACUCCGUUCAUGGAGAAGGUCGGACAAGACGUCCUCUAUCCUUUCCUAACCACCAUUUUCGAUGAGCUUCACCAGAGCAACUUGGAGUCCUAUCUCACGGCAAUCUCUGCUACAUUUAUACAGUGCAUGAAUCUCUCUGAGUCGUUGCUGCCAAUUCGGAACUCGGGGGACAAAUUCGAACAGUACCUCGAUUCUGUGGUAUGCAAGAUUUACGAGCCGCAUAUUGACCUAUAUCUGGCUGAGGAGCUGGAUCACUUCCGCAAGAUCUCUGAAGCCACUGUCUCCGAGUGGGACCGUCAACUUUCGGAGCAGGCUGCCUCGACAGAAUCUUUCUUGAUGUCCAAUGUGAAUCGACAGGCCGACAAGCGCGACUUUUUAACAUCUUUCAAGAAAGUGAUCAUGAUGCCGGUGAACAUUCUCCCUAGCUUCGGUACAAAGACAGAAGCCAAGUCAGACUCCGAGACGAAUGGGAACCCUGUCGCACCCAAGAGUCCGAACCGGUUCUCCACCAUUUCAUCACCAGUGACACCAGUCAUUGAAGAAGUACCGACAACUGAACUUGCGGCGAAGGCGGCGAUCAUGAAAACCAAGAUGGAAGGCAUCCGAUCCUUGUUCAGUAUUGAGAUUGCACUGGGCCUCGUUCACUCUGCCAAGUCAAGUCUGGAGAGAGCUGCGCAGUUUGUUCGGCUGGGUGGGGGGUUUGGACGGGCCGCAAAGCAGCAGUGCGAGGCUAUCUUUGUGGAUCUUCUUCGUACCCUAGGCCACCGCCAUGUAAUUAUUGGUUUCGACAAGGCUGUCGAUCACCUCUCGAACUAUCGGCCGCGCGAACAAGAUGAUCGCGAUUCAUCCGGAGUUGAGCCCCUGGUGACUUUCUUGGAGCUGGUCAACGUGGGCGAUCUGAUCUUGCAAAUGGUGGACGUUUUCUACGAGCAAGAACUGAUCGGCACAAGGCUGACCGACCGGAACGAUUUCCUCAAUCCGGCCGUGAAAGAAAAGAAGAAGUUUGAGCAGAUGCUUGAUGAGCGCGUGGCAGCUGGGUUGAACAAAGGUAUUGAUGUCCUCAUGGAAGAAGUAGAUUAUAUUCUUGCUACGCGACAGUUGGCUACGGAUUUCAACCCUGGUGUCUCCUCAGAUCCCCAUCGACAGACCAUGGACGUGAGUCUCAGUGAAGCUGCUAUAGCAGUGGUGAAUGUGGUGUCAUCGCACACACAGAUGCUUGUGGGCAGUACUGACAAGAGCACACUGGAUGUGUUCAAUCAAGAGGUUGGACUCCGUCUAUUCACCGCCCUGUGCAAGCAUCUCAAGCGACAGCGGAUCAGCGUGGAAGGAUCCCUAAAGCUGAUCAGCGACAUGAACCACUACUUCAAAUUCGUCCAGAGUUUGAGGAACCAAGAGCUUCUGCUAUACUUCAAAGCCUUCCGGGAGCUCGCUCAAAUCUACCUGAUCGACCCUUCCGAUGCCAAGGAAUUAGCGACAAUUAUCGCCGAUGCUGAUCGAUUCCAGGGGAUCUGGCGUGUGGAGGAAGUCUACGAGUUUGCAGAACGCAGAGCCGAUUGGUUUCAAGUAAAGAGUGGUGUUGAACGAGCCAUGUACGGCGCUGGGUGCAGCGUGAUGUAA
Penicillium atrosanguineum is the source of this 2646-nucleotide messenger RNA. RefSeq lists its product as uncharacterized. The transcript is spliced from 3 exons. The record is from RefSeq and is a predicted model, not a curated record. Gene Ontology annotation, molecular function: protein binding. Bases 1 to 2646 code for a protein of 881 amino acids. Gene Ontology annotation, cellular component: cytoplasm; exocyst. Gene Ontology annotation, biological process: Golgi to plasma membrane transport; exocytosis. NCBI's taxonomy places the organism in Eukaryota, Fungi, Ascomycota, Eurotiomycetes, Eurotiales, Aspergillaceae.